This is a messenger RNA of Malassezia globosa CBS 7966, 1158 nucleotides long. RefSeq lists its product as uncharacterized. NCBI's taxonomy places the organism in Eukaryota, Fungi, Basidiomycota, Malasseziomycetes, Malasseziales, Malasseziaceae. Gene Ontology annotation, molecular function: polyubiquitin modification-dependent protein binding. Gene Ontology annotation, cellular component: VCP-NPL4-UFD1 AAA ATPase complex. The coding region runs from base 1 to 1158 and encodes 385 amino acids. The transcript has 4 exons. The record is from RefSeq and is a predicted model, not a curated record.
AUGUCUAUGUUCGGCCAUAUUGAGAAUGGACUGGCUGGUUUAGGUCGCCCGGCACGAUGGGGUGGCUUGAGCGACUUUAUGAGCGGAUUUGACCGUCGCUUUCCUGCGCCCCUUGAUGCUUACGAGGAUUACUUUAAAGCUUAUCAUAUGUCGCGCUUUCCUGGACGUGAGCGGAAAGAUGUUAGCUAUGGUGGAAAGGUGAUCAUGCCGCCGUCUGCUCUGUCUACCAUCACAGACCUUGAGCUAGAGUCGCCAUGGACUUUUGCAUUUCGAGGUACUGGCCGCUCGCGGUCACAACGAACUCAUGCUGGUGUCGUCGAGUUUAUUGCCGAAGAAGGCAAGGUUUAUCUUCCAUCCUGGGGCACGCGCCUUCCUAAAGGGAAGUUUGUCAAGCUUCAGCCACAAACGGUCGAUUUUCUCGAAAUUAGCGAUCCGAAAGCUGUGCUUGAGCAGGCCUUGCGGAACUACCCCACGCUCACUAAAGGUGAUAUCAUUGAAAUCAGCUACAAUUGCUUGACGUUUGAGAUCUUGAUUAUGGAAGUGCAGCCGGAUGCAGAAGGCAUCACGAUCAUCGAGACUGACUUGGAAGUUGACUUUGCACCGCCAAAAGGAUAUGUGGAACCUACGCCGCAGCCACGCGCACCUCCGCCAACGAUGGCCUCCAAACUACGUAUCGAUCAAGACAAGCACGAUAUCAUCUUACCUGCGCAUGGGUCUGUCGGGCGUAGUUUGGCAAAUGCUUCCUCAAAGACUGUUGGUGUCGCUACUAAAGAAACUAGCAGUGUGGCUGCACCCUUCAAAGGCAUGGGACAGACGCUUAGCGGUAAAAAAACGAAAGGAAAAAAAGAUAAGCCGAUCACUCCGCUUGAACCAGGCAGUCGUAUUCAAGACACAAGUCGACCGGCUGUGGUCACGAAUGACACACUUUUGGAAGAAAAACGGGUGCCUGCUGCGUUAAACUUGCCAUAUGGCCAUCUCUUCUUCGGCUAUGCUGUCGAUCGUCUUCGUGUGCCAGUUAGUCGGAACCAUCAGGAAGAGGAGCCAAAUGAGUCGCCCGCCGGCACGACGGCCUUCCAAGGUCAAGGACAUACUCUCUGGUCUCGCCCCAGCGCCGACACCUCCACCCAGCCAGACGUGAUAGAAAUCGACUCAGACUAG